AUGGAAGCGAAGCCAGACUCCCGAGCAUCGUCGCCGAGUGUAGGCUCCGAUCGCAUAGACAAAGGCUCCUUCAGCCUCCUCUCUGAACCAACUGCCCCGAAUUCUUCGAAGGGAAACAUCAAUGGCGUGCAGGUCCAAGGAUCCCAGCCGUACCAAUUCGAAAGUUCUUCAAGUAACUGGAACGUUGGACAAGGCCCUAACCCUUCAGUCCGCUCAUCUAGUCGAGCGCCCAGAAGGCUCAGUGGGAGCACGGCUGCAAGCUCCAUCAGUGAAGCUGAAGUCUCCGGAACACCGCACCUUGGAAGAAUUGGUGUCUGUGCAUUGGACGUGAAAGCUCGCAGCAAGCCUAGCCAAAACAUAUUGACGCGUCUUCAGUCCAAAGGUGGAUUCGAAGUAAUUGUCUUUGGUGACAAGGUGAUCCUCGACGAAGCUGUAGAGAAUUGGCCUAUCUGCGAAUACCUGAUAGCAUUCUUUUCUGAUGGGUUUCCGCUGGACAAAGCUAUCGCAUAUGCAAGACUUCGAAAGCCAUUUUGUGUCAAUGAUCUUCCCAUGCAGAAGGUAUUAUGGGACCGGCGUCUCUGCUUGAAGAUACUAGAUCAGAUGAGCGUCCCGACACCCAAGAGACUGGAGGUUAACCGAGACGGAGGGCCUACCCUGGAAUCCCCAGAACUCGCCGAGCAUGUAUAUAAUCUGACAGGAAUGAAACUCGAGGGUCCCAGUGACGGCACUGGUGGAGGAGCCUCGAGAACAAUGAACGUGAGGAUAUCUGACGAUGGCGAUUCUCUUAUUGUUGACGGCAAGGUUUUCAGAAAACCUUUCGUUGAGAAGCCAGUAAACGGGGAAGACCACAAUAUUCAUAUAUACUUCCCCAAUGACCAGCAAUAUAGUGGCGGUGGUAGAAGGCUAUUUCGAAAGGUCGGGAACAAAAGCUCCGAAUACGACCCCGACCUUACCGUCCCCAGAUCAGUCACAGAAACGGAUACAAGCUACAUCUAUGAACAGUUCCUGAGGGUCGAUAAUUCAGAGGACGUCAAAGCCUAUACAGUCGGUCCAGAUUUCUGCCAUGCAGAGACGCGGAAGUCUCCUGUGGUUGACGGACUCGUUCGCCGCAAUACCCAUGGAAAGGAGCUCAGGUAUAUAACAAAACUGAGCAAGGAUGAAGCAGCCAUUGCUUCUAAAAUAUCAAAUGGAUUUGGCCAGAGGAUAUGCGGGUUCGACAUGCUUCGCGUGGGGGAGAAAAGUUAUGUGAUUGACGUUAACGGCUGGAGCUUUGUCAAAGACAACAAUGACUAUUACGACAGAUGCGCUGCUAUUCUGAGAGACACUUUCCUGAAUGAAAGGCGCAAACUCGAAGGAAUCAUUGAGCCCGUCGAUGCUAUUCCUGCUGAUUCUGGACAUUCUUGGAGACAUUCCAUGUCUCACAGACACACCCUGAAGACCCUUUUGAAAUCCCCAAGUGCAUCGAAGCUUCAUGGGAGCCAAGCGGGCUUAAGAAGUUCUGACACAGGCUCGUCUGAUUCCAUUGUUUCGCGACCAAUAACUUCAUCAUCCGCGGAGAAGGUCGACAAUGGAAACGGCCAUGUAAACCCUAGUGGGCUCGAUAAACUCGCGCACCCCAAGAUCUAUACUUCGCAGAACUCUAAGUCGUCAAUAUUACCAGUGGAUCUACCUACCGAGGGCCUGCCGCCGCCGCCGCCGCCGCCAGCUUCGAAACACUCAUGGAAGCUCAAGGGAAUGGUAGCAGUCAUUAGACACGCAGAUCGCACACCCAAGCAGAAGUUUAAAUUUACGUUUCACAGCCAGCCUUUCAUUGACUUGCUCAAAGGCCAUCAAGAAGAGGUAGUGAUAAAGGGUGAGGCUGCAUUGGCAAGCGUUUCGGAUGCGGUCAAGGUUGCCAUGGACCGGAAUCUUGAAGAUAUGGACAAGUUAAAGCUGCUCCGAACGUCACUUGAGAAGAAAGGUGGCUGGCCAGGGACUAAGGUCCAAAUCAAACCAAUGUUUCGCAAGCGGAAGCCAGAAGAGCUACGCGGGCAGACUUCGUCGGUCCUCCCGACAUCCCCUUCUGAGCCACCGCAGCAUGAAUUACUUGUAUCUACGCAAGACCAGCAUUCCGCAGAAAAUGAUCAACUCAGUCGACCUCAAACGCGGAGUGACUCGAUAUCCGGUGCAACCUUUUCGAGAUUCUCUGCCGCAGAAAACGACCUGAUCCUAGACAAACUCCAACUCGUGAUCAAGUGGGGUGGGGAACCAACACAUGCAGCACGCUAUCAAUCGCAGGAUUUAGGGCUUAACAUGCGUGAUGAUCUGAAGCUCAUGAACAAGGAAGCAUUGAAUAAUGUCCGCAUAUAUACAAGCUCUGAACGGAGAGUGAGCACGAGUGCCCAAAUAUGGGCUUGCUCCUUUCUCGAUCAGAAGGAGCUUCCCGAAAAUUUCAUACAAGUCCGAAAAGAUCUUCUGGACGACUCGAAUGCUGCGAAGGAUCUCAUGGAUAAGGUGAAAAAGAAGCUAAAGCUCCUUUUAAGGGAAGGAUCCGCGCCCUCGCAGUUUACGUGGCCAAAGGACAAUAUCCCGGAACCAUCAGUCGUGCUAGCUACUGUCGUUGAACUGAUGAAGUUUCAUCGGGAUGUUAUGAGACACAAUUUCCGCAGAUUUGACGAGUCAUCGUCUCAGCCUUCUGGGACAGAUGAAAUAGAUGACGGCUGCCCAUCCUUCCAGCCUAACACAGGAUGCGAAAAGCCUUCUUUGUCUUCCAUUCAAGGAAGAUGGUGUACAGGUGAAGAUCCCAUGCUUUUCAAAGAACGAUGGGAGAAGCUUUUUGCCGAAUUUUGCGAUACGGAGAAGGUUGAUCCCAGUAAACUUUCUGAGCUCUACGACAGCAUGAAGUUCGAUGCCCUUCAUAACCGACAAUUCUUAGAAUGGGUCUUUAUGCCACCCGAUAGCGACGAUAGUGAAGACGAAAAGCACCAUUAUGGCUCGAAGAAUACCAGACGAGAUGAUUCUGUCAGUCCUAACAAUGAGAGUGACGAUGAUAAAAAUGAAGAACAAACAGAAGGCUCCAUUUUUGCCCAUCGGUUCGGAUGGAAGAAGCGCAUGCAUGCAUUCGAACUAAUGCCACACUUCAGAGCACUUGAUGACAGUUACGACCACUAUUUCAAGUUGUAUCCAGGCUCCAGCUCAACGAAGGCUAAGAUUGAUGGGAGACUUUCGAAACUGAGGGAGCUAUAUAAACUGGCCAAGGUACUUUUUGAUUAUGUGACACCGCAGGAAUAUGGGAUAACGGACACGGAGAAAUUGGAGAUUGGCCUUUUGACAUCCUUGCCACUCCUUCAAGGAAUAGUGAGGGAUUUGGAAGAGGUCCAGGCUUCGCCUGACGCAAAGUCUUUCUUCUACUUCACGAAGGAGUCACACAUUUAUACUCUCCUAAACUGCAUCUUAGAAGGGGGGAUACAGACCAAGAUAGCCAGGACUGCCAUUCCCGAGCUGGACUACUUAUCUCAGAUCUGCUUCGAGCUCUAUGAGGCCAAGGACUGUGAAUCUUCAACAAAUUCCUACUCGAUUCGGAUAUCAAUAAGCCCUGGUUGUCAUGCUUUUGAUCCACUGGACGUGCAACUCGAUUCCCGGCAUGCCAUUGGAUGUGCACCAAGGAGGAGCUUGACUGCCCAUCAGGACUGGAAAGAGGUUAUCGAGACCUUGAAGGCGAGAUUCGACACAGUAAAGCUUCCCAAGACAUUCAUCGCAGUGAACCUUAGUGAUAAGCACGGAUCACACUCUUGA
Aspergillus neoniger CBS 115656 is the source of this 3774-nucleotide messenger RNA. RefSeq names its product inositol polyphosphate kinase VIP1. Lineage: Eukaryota; Fungi; Ascomycota; Eurotiomycetes; Eurotiales; Aspergillaceae. Gene Ontology annotation, cellular component: cytosol. The transcript has 3 exons. Gene Ontology annotation, biological process: inositol phosphate biosynthetic process; inositol metabolic process. Gene Ontology annotation, molecular function: inositol hexakisphosphate kinase activity; 5-diphosphoinositol pentakisphosphate 1-kinase activity; diphosphoinositol pentakisphosphate kinase activity. The record is from RefSeq and is a predicted model, not a curated record. Bases 1 to 3774 code for a protein of 1257 amino acids.